AUUUUCCCUGCCAAGCUAAGGAUGCAAACAAAUGGUAAAUCUCAUUAUUGUGACAUUCUGGCACUGUGAUUAUUCACUGAUAACAAAAUAAACACAGAAAAUCUUCACCCGAUAAAGCAUUACAGAUCUCCAUAUCUACUUAGCUCUAAACAAUGAGAAGGUACGAUUCUUUCUCUCGGAAAAUCUCUCUUUACACUGGAAACAAACAGAGGCUAGGGCACCACAGGCAGCAUGGGAAGCAAGGAGUGGGAGGAGUGAAGGGAAUGCUGGCUAAACUAUCAAUUGCUGUAGUUGUUCUCUUGAUCUGCACGCUCUCCUUGCUGUUUUCGACUACGAUUACUGGAAGUAGCGGAUCGAGUGGUCCGUCUGAGAUCAAUGUUGAAGAACUUUGGGAAAGUGCUAAUUCAGGUGGCUGGAGGCCAUCAUCUGCUCCAAGAUCUGACUGGCCACCUCCUCCAAAAGAGAGCAAUGGUUAUCUGCGUGUUCGUUGUAAUGGUGGUUUGAAUCAGCAACGAAGUGCGAUUUGUAAUGCGGUUCUUGCUGCUAGAAUCAUGAAUGCUACCCUUGUGCUGCCUGAGUUGGAUGCUAACUCCUUCUGGCAUGAUGAAAGUGGCUUCCAUGGCAUUUAUGAUGUUGAGUAUUUUAUCCAGUCACUGAGAUUUGAUGUACGUAUUGUGGAAAGGAUACCAGAAAUUCAUAAAAAUGGGAAAACCAAGAAGAUAAAGGCUUUUCAGCUGCGGCCCCCUAGAGAUGCUCCUAUUGAUUGGUAUACAACUGUUGCUUUGGAGAAGAUGAAGCAACAUGGAGCUAUUUAUUUGACUCCUUUUUCACAUCGUUUAGCUGAAGAAAUCGACAACCCUGAGUACCAGCGACUGAGGUGCAGGGUUAACUACCAUGCCCUAAGAUUCAAGCCACAUAUUAUGAAGCUAAGUGAGUCAAUAGUUGAUAAAUUACGUGCAAAAGGUCACUUCAUGGCGAUACACCUUCGUUUUGAGAUGGACAUGCUGGCAUUUGCUGGGUGUUUUGACAUAUUUAAACCUGCAGAGCAAAAAAUAUUGAAGAAGUAUCGCAAGGAAAACUUUGCUGAGAAAAGACUUGUUUAUAGUGAAAGGAGGGCAAUUGGAAAAUGCCCCUUGACUCCGGAAGAGGUUGGUCUUAUCUUACGUGCAAUGGGGUUUGACAAUUCCUCCCGGAUAUAUCUAGCAGCUGGUGAACUGUUUGGUGGAGAAAGAUUUAUGAAACCUUUUAAAGCCCUGUUCCCUCGACUUGAGAAUCACAGUUCCGUAGACGCAACAGAGGAGCUAGCCACGAACACUCGUGGAUUGUUAGGAUCUGCUGUGGAUUAUAUGGUCUGUCUCCUUGCUGACAUUUUUAUGCCUACAUAUGAUGGACCAAGCAAUUUUGCCAACAAUCUCCUAGGUCACCGCCUUUAUUAUGGCUUCCGGACUACUAUUAGACCUGACAGGAAAGGUCUUGCCCCUGUUUUCAUUGAUCGAGAGAAUGGUCGUACAGCUGGUUUUGAAGAAGCUGUUAGGCGUGUCAUGCUCAAAACAAACUUUGGAGGUCCUCACAAGCGAAUUUCACCUGAAUCAUUUUAUACAAAUUCUUGGCCUGAAUGUUUCUGCCAAACAGAUAAACAGAAUCCUGCUGAUAAAUGCCCACCAGAGAAUGUUUUGCAAAUUUUAGAUGGCCAGUUAGAGAGCGAGGUGAACAGUGAAUCAGAAUCCUUGAACCAAACAAAUUUGACAGUAUCUGAAAGAUAAAUAUGUGAGUUUUGAGUAGUUAGUUUGUUGUUGUCUCCUUGGUAAUGAAAGACUGCCAAAUUGGAGGAAGGGGUCUUUGCAACUAUAUUCAGCAUCUCAGGUUCAUGCUAUUCUCUAGUUUGGGUAUGCGCUAAUUCAUCAUAGACACAGAGGGUACAUUUUUUACCAAAGUACUGUCUACAAAUCAGACCAGAUGAUUUUUCUGCCUGUAUUAAAUUUGCUACUCUCUGAUUGCCAUUGUACUUCUGUCAUUGGAAGAUAUCUGAUAUGAGUGAAUAGCAUCCUUAUGGAUCUACAGAAAAAUAUUGUACAAUUAAUUAUAUGCUGUAAAAGACAACUAUGCUUUUGAGGCUUGGCAUAACCUAAGUAUGUUCAUUUUCCA
This is a messenger RNA of Hevea brasiliensis (rubber tree), 2145 nucleotides long. Its product is annotated as O-fucosyltransferase 1. Gene Ontology annotation, cellular component: cytoplasm; endosome; trans-Golgi network. The record is from RefSeq and is a predicted model, not a curated record. The transcript is spliced from 10 exons. NCBI's taxonomy places the organism in Eukaryota, Viridiplantae, Streptophyta, Magnoliopsida, Malpighiales, Euphorbiaceae. Bases 153 to 1763 code for a protein of 536 amino acids.